AUGAACCGCGAUCACAAUGCCAGCCAUGGAGAAGAGUUACCCAGCUCAUUUGAGGAAGGGUCUGGACAGCAAUCUCGAUUCGGCAAAACGGUCGAGCAAAUGCUGGCCAUCUUUCUGCCCUCGCACGCCAGGCGCAACAAGAUCGAUCUCUCCACCACUAAUCCUCUUCCGUGGCUUGUCAAUGGCGGAGCACUACCAGAGCCAUCGACCGUCGCAUUCAGGCACGACACGGGCUUGCGCAGUCUCCUAGUCGAAUACCUCCAGAACGUUGAGCCUCUUCUUCGGGAAGGAUCCGACGAAGCAAUAGUCCUCGCCGCCCUCAAGUCGACUUUCCAUGAUGACGCCCUGAAACUCUUGAAAAAGGUCGGCAACGAUGUCACUGCCGUCGCGAGUUGGGCAUGGGUGUUUGCCUCGCAAAAUAUGGAUCUGGCGUUUUCUAGAUAUGUCGCCCUGGCAGCGGAGACGCGCAAGUCUGGGCAUGGGCGGAUUCCCAAAUUUGUGCCUUUACAACUUCUACGUGCCGAAGAGGUUAGCGCGCCAUCUCUUAAGGCAUUCAUCCAGAGUAUAUUGGAGGACCUGGAACUAUGUUCGAGUGCGAAAGAAUACCUUGGUUGGAACUGGGUUACACGAGUCUGCUUGGUAGUUCGACUUCUUCGGCAUGCGCGGCGGGUUGCACCCGAUUCAUUCGAGGAUAUCAGCCUCAUCAUCAAGCACCUCUUUGCCGACUAUUAUACUGUUCAUCCUCGAGAGCUUGAGAGAUCCGAGUUGCAACGGCUGUGUCACAUAUUCAACCGCUUUUUGUCGCUACUAUCCUUCGCGCCCUUGAGCACACCAUUUAACGCGUAUCUCUUUCAGCAGAACGCACAACUGGCCCUAGUUCGACUGAUGUUUGCCUCCAAACCACAAAUACCAGUAACCCGAGAGGGUUACCGCGGUCUGAUCGCGGUACAGCUUCUGCAUCGCAAGACCGCGCACGAGCGCACAUGGGCUCAAGCAAAAUCCCUAUCGUGGCCUCCGUGGCGGCAGAUCAACAUGGGAAUCGAACGGGACCUUGAAUACCCGGGUAAAGAAAGCCGGGUCAUGAAAUUGCUACGACGGAUGCAAGAGGCCGGGUACACGCUCGGUGACUGGGAGAGAAGCGCCGCUGUUCUGGCCGGCUGGGACACAGAUGGUAGCCCGACCAUUCAAACACGGGCAAUCCUGAUGCGGCAGCGGCGUCCCUGGCUCUUGCAGCAGGGAGAGCAGGUCAGCGAUAGGACCGCAUGCACGGAUGCACCUGAGGUGUGGGCGGCACGCAUUCAAGCCACAAGAACAAUCCGAGAGGCAUGGGCCUCCUUUCGCUCUUAUGAGCUGGCCAUCGGAACUCUUCGGCCGGAUUACCGGCCGUACUUCGCCAUGUUGGAUAAGCUGCUUGCGUCCACCGUUGCGUCGACAUCCCCUCUAGCAUGGAAAUACAUGCCAGGCGAUAUCAAAGAAGCUUUUGAAGUGUCAGGCAACCCUCGCGAAGUGGUCUAUGUUGACGCCGAUGUUCCGUCCGUAGACGAGUUUUACCAGGCCAUGUUACGCGCUGGCAUCAAACCGGGCGGUAAUCUCAUGGCCAGUUUGCUGAAACAAAGUCCCAGUGCUGAGGCUGGCUUCGCCUAUAUUCGAGACAGCGGUUGGGACGAGGUCACCAAAGACGUCCUACGACACGCUGAAAAGUAUCCUGUCUCCGUCAUACGCCACAGUCUCGACAGGCUUCCGCUUCAUGCCUUGGCUGCCUUCGUUUCGCUUCUUUGCCGGAGUGGGCCAGAAGAUACAUUGGUCUUUCGGGCUGUCGGCUACCUCGACGCCAACAGACGAGAAUUAAUCUGCAGAGACGACUCCGACGUCCCUGCGAUGACAUACGCGUCGCAGCUGUUGGCGGCAGCAGGGAUCACCGACAUUAGCGUGUGGAACGCGCUACUCGAUGGAGCAUCUGUUGGCGUCGCGAAGUAUCUCAAUGCUCAGGGCGUGGCAUUCAGAAACGCUGUGUGGCGCCGUCUCAAAUUGAUUCUCUGGCCUGAAAAAGUGUACAUCAGCCUUCAAGCCGAUUUGGACACUUUCCGGCUUCAGGCGAAGAUACUGCACCAGAUGUUGAGGUACGUGAACACGCGAAUAGAGCCCAAAGACAUUGGGGCACUCGCGAGGACGACAUUUGUUCGGGCGUUAUACGGUCGCACUUUGACCUUUCUGCCUUCACCCGAACUGGCUCUUCUGGUCGUGCCCCAGGUUGACGACCUCAUGCUUAUGGUGCGGGUAUUGGUGUCUGUUCAUGAUGUGCAGGGACUGGUCGCUCUGGUGAAAUGGAUCGGCGAGCAUCCAGGUGUAUUGGGAGCAAUUCCGAGGGAGUCAAAUUCCGAUUGUCAUGCCGCCGCAGCCCGUGGCGACGAUGGCAUGCGGUAUUCACUGCGCGACGUACUUUCCGCCGUCCGGCUCUUCCUGGGAGGGCCAGUAAACCCUCUGGUAGGUGAAGAAGACCCUGCACGCUUUGUCUCGCCUUUACCGCAUGAGCCACGCCUUAUCCGAGCAGCAGAGAAACACUGCCAGAAACUUGGUUGGCCGUCAGAUGACGAAGUUGCUUCGUUCUUCACUCACAAUGCUGCCUGGGUGGAAAUAGUUAGACGCGCAGCAGAUAGCAUGGCGCAGCGGAAAGCAGGUAGCAGAAAGACAUGA
This is a messenger RNA of Cladophialophora carrionii CBS 160.54, 2694 nucleotides long. RefSeq lists its product as uncharacterized. Lineage: Eukaryota; Fungi; Ascomycota; Eurotiomycetes; Chaetothyriales; Herpotrichiellaceae. The record is from RefSeq and is a predicted model, not a curated record. The transcript has a single exon. The coding region runs from base 1 to 2694 and encodes 897 amino acids.